Molecule: messenger RNA, 1116 nt
Organism: Emiliania huxleyi CCMP1516
Lineage: Eukaryota; Haptophyta; Isochrysidales; Noelaerhabdaceae
Exons: 12
Biological process (GO): transmembrane transport
Molecular function (GO): transmembrane transporter activity
Source: RefSeq, a predicted model, not a curated record
AUGGCCUCGCUCCCGCCCUCCUCGCGCGCAGGCGCCGGCUCCGCCGCGAGAGCCGGCGCCGGCCGGCACCGCGGCGUGCUGUACGGCUCGCUCUCCUCCUUCCUCUCCGUCACCGCGAUGGCCGUCAUGUUUCCGUUCAUGCAGGUCCGGCGCGACGCCCUCGGCUGUGACGCGCUGUGCCAGGGCGGGCAGACGUCGCUCCGCUCGGCGCUGACGCUGGUCGGCGCGGCGGUGAUUGGGCGCGCGUCGGACCGCGUCGGCCGCGUCCCGAUGCUCUGGGUCGGGACCGCCGCCUCCCUCGCUUCGAUCGUCAUUUCGCUGUGUAGUGACUCGCUGACGGGCAUGCUCGCCGUUGUCCCGGCCGCGCUGCUCAACCAGAACUUCUCGGUGUGCAAGGCGCUCUUCUCGGACUACAUCGACGAGGCGGGCGGCACCGACGCCGACAAGGCCGGCGCCGUCGGCAAGCUCGGCAUGGCGGUCGGCUUCUCCUUCAUGGCGCUCCUCCUCUCCGCGGCCAUCACCGCCGCCUCCUCCGUCUUCCUGCUGCUCCUCCCCACGCCCUCCAGGCUCUCCAGGCAGCAGCGCGGCGGCGGCUUCCUCUCGCUGCCCGUGCUCAAGCUCCGCGGCGCGCAGCUGCUGAUGCUGGUGCGGCUGAAGAUGGCGCUCGCCUUCCACAUGUUUGCGCCCGUCUGGCAAGCGCGCUUCGACUUUGGGCCGCGCGACCACGCGCAGUUCAUGGGGCUCGUCGGCCUGACCUACGCGCUCUCGCAGGGGUUCAUCGCGAAGCCGCUCGUGCGAUCGUUCGGCGACAAGGUGUCUCGGCUGCUGCUCCUCUGCAUCCUGGUCCUCGGCGGCGCUCGGCCGCUCGCGCUCUACACGCAGUCGGUGGGGGUCGUCUACGCGUGCUACGUGCCGAUGGUGAUUGCACUCGGCGUGAUGAACACCGCAAUCACGACGGCGGCCUCGCGGCUGGCGCAAAAGGAGCAGCUGGGCGGCUUUUACGGCGUGAUGGAGUCGGUCGAGAAUGUGGCAGGCAUGGUCGGCCCUGCGCUCGGCGGGCUGCUGGCCAGGGUGGACGGCUUUCCCGCCACCCUGGCCGCCGUGGUCUGCUUCUAC